AUGGCUUCGAGCACAUUAAAAACAGUGGAGUGCGGUUAUUCAAGAUCUAUUUUGAAAGACGAGCACAUUUCCCAAAAAUGUAUUUGUACCUUUUGCGACCACGUGCUAAGGGACCCGUUCCAGAGUUACUGUGGGCAUCGAUUUUGCAGAAGAUGUAUCGAAGGACAAGUUAGUGAUGGCAAGGAAUAUUGCUGCCCAAUAUGCGUCGUUGAUGAUCCCGAUUCUAGUGACAUAGUAUUGACAACUGAUAAGAUAUAUCCGGACCGAGCGAUUUUUCGUGAAAUGAAAAGAAUACCAGUUGUGUGUACGAACACUGGAUGUGAUUGGACGGGAUUAUUUAUUGAAUACCAGGUUCAUUAUCAAAGUUGUCCCAAAAUAAAAGUGCAAUGUAAAUAUUGUAACAUCGAACUGCUGAGAGAAAAGCUACUCGAACAUACUGCUAUAGAAGGAGGUGACUGUUCCAGCAAAAGGCAACCGUGUACAUUUCACACAAUUGGAUGUAGUACUCUGGUGGAAAUGGGUAAAGAGGCAGAUAACAACGUUUACGAAAUUCAACAUCACACUGACCUGAUACUUUCAAAAACCAUCGAGUUAGGGAAUGCGAUGGCCUCCUUAGAAGAACGCAAUGUGCAAACACGUCAACUGUGCACGUCUGUCGAACAUUCUACGGCUGAUAUCCAAACGAUAGAGACACGUCUGCAUAAAGUUGAAGCUGACCUUCAGCGUCACAUUGAUGCCGAGAAAAAGAACCACACUGACGUCAACAUAGAUACUGAUCAAGCCGAGAAAAUAAACAACGAGGUACGACAGUUAAAUCACAAAUUAGUUGUAAUAGACAGAAAGGUUAGCACGUCACAAGAGAUUGUGGCGAUGUUGAAUGAAAACGUCGACAGCAAUUCCGAGACUACAAAAAAACUCCAAGAAAAUGGGGAACAGUUGAAUGAAAUGAUACAAUUACUGGAGCGCCAGUGCAAGGCUCAGGACCGCAGUAUUUCGUUGAAAGACGUAGCAUUGGCAGAGCAAGAUUUGAGAAUCCACUCCCUUGAGAUGACGUCAUACAACGGGAUUUUACUUUGGAAGAUUAGCGAUUUCGCUAGAAAGAGACGUGACGCUAUUUCCGGCCGAGCACUUUCCAUAUACUCGCCGUAUUUCUUCACUGAUCGUCAUGGUUACAAAUUAUGCGCUAGGAUUUAUUUAAAUGGAGACGGUAUGGGGAAGGGGAAUCACGUGUCUCUGUUCUUUGUAGUGAUGAAAGGAGAGUAUGACGCAAUCUUAAAAUGGCCAUUUAGACAGAAAGUCACUUUGAUGUGGUUGGAUCAAUCUAAUCGGGAACACGUGAUUGAUGCAUUUCGACCCGAUCCUUCUUCCACUUCAUUUAAACGUCCUAAAGAACACAUGAAUAUCGCUUCUGGAUGUCCACUAUUUAUGCCACUAAACACGAUAGACACACCAGGACGGCAAUACGUAAAGGAUGAUGUAGCUUUUAUUAAAAUUAUUGUUGAUACGACCGACAUGUGA
Messenger RNA from Saccoglossus kowalevskii, 1518 nucleotides. Its product is annotated as TNF receptor-associated factor 2-like. Gene Ontology annotation, cellular component: plasma membrane signaling receptor complex; cytoplasmic side of plasma membrane. The record is from RefSeq and is a predicted model, not a curated record. NCBI's taxonomy places the organism in Eukaryota, Metazoa, Hemichordata, Enteropneusta, Harrimaniidae. Gene Ontology annotation, molecular function: zinc ion binding; tumor necrosis factor receptor binding. Gene Ontology annotation, biological process: signal transduction; regulation of apoptotic process; regulation of canonical NF-kappaB signal transduction.